Molecule: messenger RNA, 1834 nt
Organism: Caenorhabditis sp. 36 PRJEB53466
Lineage: Eukaryota; Metazoa; Nematoda; Chromadorea; Rhabditida; Rhabditidae
Source: the annotation of a GenBank genome assembly
AUGGAUUCAGAAAAAGAAGAAGCGGUCACCACGACGCAAUCAAUUGAAGUCCAACACGAGGAAGUCAUCCCGGGGUGAGAUACGCGCCUAUUGAUUUGCAAAGCUUCAGAAUAUUGUUAAACAGUGAAAAUUCAAAUUUAAUUGUUUACAGGUCGUCACCAGAAGGAGUGUUUCCUAACGAUGAACAACACUUGUUCGAAACGUCCGAACACGCAAACAAUCAACAACAUGUCCCAUUGGAAGUAGAGGAUUUGAAGCACGGAGAGGAAAUUGUGGAGGAGCAACCAGUGCAAAUGGGCGAGAUGAUUGUGGAGGACGGAGAUCAUCAAUUCAUGGUACGAAACGGAAUCAUAAAAAAGAAGGAAAGUAGUUUGUUCAGUUUCAGAAUAUGGUUCAAGUAACACCGGAAGACGUUUACGAAGCUGGGUUUGACGUGGAAGAUUUGAACAACUUGACUGAGGAACAACUGAAUAUGGUGGUUGCAAUCAGUCAGCAGAGACAAGCGAAGCAAAACGGUCAAGAACACGCAGAAGAAGGAAACGGCCACCAUCACAUGAUGCACCACGAAAUGAUCGGAAACGAAUUCGACGAAGGAGCAGGAGGAGAUGGCAACGAGUACGGUCCAGACGACGGCCAAUCUCAGAUGAUCGACAAUAACAUGCAUCUCAUACUGACAAGCGACGGCGGAGUGAAUGUGACCGACUUGAAGCAGCGGCAGUUUUAUGUAAGUUUCGAAAUAGGAUGAGAGAGAGAGAAUGCGUUGCCAUGGGCGACGCACCGACAGAGAGACCAAGAGUAUAAUCCGUUGGACGGAAAAGAAAUCAGAAAAUACGUGUGAAUCCUCUGGGCAUAGGUAUACGAAAUACUUAACACUCGUGGUCGGUGAGAGAAGAUGAAAUGCGAUAGAAAGAGAAAGACGGUAACCUGCGAUUAGCAAGCAGAUGAGAGAAGCGCCGCAAAAAGAACAGGUGCAUAGCACAAUUUUCGGAUUAUAAUGAGCAAAUAAUGACAUACAACGGACUAAUUAUCCGAUCUUACGCGCAAUAAUUUUCAGAUCCCGCCGAGUUCCAUCGCUAGUUUAAAUAUCGACCUUAACAAUCUGACCAAUGAUCAAAUCCAGCAGAUUCUGCAAUUGGUUCCAACGACACUGUAAGAAAUUCAGGGAUAACUUUGCCUAUUGAUUUGAAAUAAUUAUUUCAUUAUUUCAGCAAAGAGACUGAAGACAAGAACGACGAAUCUGCGUACAAUCGGGAUGUGCACGAUCAGGCCCCGUCCACCAGUUACCAUCAUCAUCACGGACAAAUGAGAACAGAUAGUAUGGAUAAGCUCGAGAAUGCGAACAAAGUAUUCGUUAGUUACAGAAACUGUUCGGAAUCCGAUGAUAGGUGAAAGUGUGCAAAUCCGCACGCCCGACGGAAGACUUCAGGAUGCCGUGGUCAAGUACGUCAGAGGGAACGAGUUCAAGAUCCAGUUCAUGGAUGGAGAGUUCGCCUACGCGACGACCGACCAAAUGCUCGUUCCGGACAGAAAUCGAGAUCACGUGGACUAUCAGGAGCCCGCUCCAAUGCUCGUUCGCCGGGCAGACAUGGGUCGUAUCGGUCCGCAGAAGAGGACUACAACUUCAGAUGACCUGUGCCCUCCGGUGCUCAAGAGGUCCUAUCAGUUGGCGCCAGUGGUUGAUGGACCGCACGUAGCGCACACUCCCAACUUUUGUUGCCCUAUUUGCGAUAAGAAAGUGUUCCAAAAAGAACCAUCUUACAUUGUCAUUCGGCUGCCAGCCUGUGAUUCGUGUACACGAGAAAAGAUCAUUGUGCUCGACGAACAAAAUUCAUGA